Molecule: messenger RNA, 219 nt
Organism: Fibroporia radiculosa
Lineage: Eukaryota; Fungi; Basidiomycota; Agaricomycetes; Polyporales; Fibroporiaceae
Exons: 2
Coding region: 1-219 (72 amino acids)
Source: RefSeq, a predicted model, not a curated record
AUGAAGCUCUUCCCUCAUGCUCUUCUCGCUGCCGCCGUGCUUUCCAUAUCCCUGCCCGUGUCGGCCGGGCCUAUUGCCUACGGCCUGUGUCAGACGGGCGAGUCCCUAGCUGCAACGUCCUCGCCGUUUCUUGCUAUGCUGCUGCAGGCUUCCAAUUUGGAACCGUCAUCGCAGCUGUCGGCGCCCCCGCCACCAUUAUCGCUUGCAACGCCGGACUGA